Messenger RNA from Aspergillus thermomutatus, 1359 nucleotides. It is a transcript of the gene fqzB, whose product is annotated as FAD-dependent monooxygenase fmqB. Bases 1 to 1359 code for a protein of 452 amino acids. Gene Ontology annotation, biological process: secondary metabolite biosynthetic process. Lineage: Eukaryota; Fungi; Ascomycota; Eurotiomycetes; Eurotiales; Aspergillaceae. The record is from RefSeq and is a predicted model, not a curated record. Gene Ontology annotation, molecular function: monooxygenase activity; FAD binding. The transcript is spliced from 4 exons.
AUGACAAUUGACGCCGCUCCACCGAUUCUGCCGGCCCCGACGGGCAUCAAAAUAAUCGUCGUCGGACUUGGCUUUGGAGGCCUAGCCACCGCAAUCGAAAGCCAUCGAAGAGGACAUUCGGUAAUCCUCUUGGAGAAGGUGACGAAGCUGAAGCAAGAUGCGGGUGAUGGAAUUGUCAUCGGGCCCAAUGCGGUCCGCGUGAUCAAUGGCUGGGGCGAGCUGCUAUUUGAGGAAAUUGCGCCACACUUGUCGAAUGCGACGCACGCUGAUAUGCUCGAUCAUCACGAUCGAUUCAUUGUGCGACAUGAACUGGCAGGGAGAGGGAAAGCGUGGAUGGUCAACCGGGGGAGGUUGAUCAGCAUUCUAUACGAGCAUGCGAGGAAGCUGGGGAUUGACAUUCGACUGGGAUCCCGAGUCACCAAGUACUGGGAAGAUGGCGGCCAGGCAGGAGUCAUUGUGAAUGACUGUGAAACCCUGUCCGCCGACUGUGUCAUCUGCGCUGACGGCGUCCACAGUGCGGCCAGGGUUUGGCUGACUGGGCAGAAGGACACCGAGCAGCACUCCGGGUGGGCCGCAUUCCGUGCUCAUCUAACCACGGAGCAGAUCGCGAAAGACCCCGAGGCGAGCUGGGUGCUUCAGGGCACGCAGGAGAAAGAUCAGGUGUAUGUGUGGUUCGGCGAUGGGAUCAACUUGGCAAUCACAACGUUGAAGAGGGGAAAGGAGCUUGCCUGGGUCCUCAUACACAAGGAUCACUUCAAUGCUCACGAAAGUUGGGCGGGAGGCCGAGCGAGCAUUGGCGACGCGCUGGCAACUCUUCGCCCUUGGCCUGGCCACCUUCGACCCUCCUCGGUCAUUCGCCAUACUUUACCCGAGAAGCUUGUGGACCACCCGCUCAUCUAUCGCCCGCCACUGGAAAGCUGGGUGUCCUCCGGGGGUCGCUUGAUGCUCAUCGGUGAUGCCGCUCAUCCAUACCUUCCCGUCGUCGGUCAGGGGGGAAGUCAGGCAAUCGAGGACGGGGUGGUCGUCGCCACUGCCCUAGAAUUGGCGGGAAAGGAGAACGUUCCUGUAGCAUUGCGCGUGGCGGAGAAGAUCCGGUAUCCGCGCGCCACGGUGAUCCAGCUGGGCAGUUCUACGUUACAGGAAGCCUUGUUCUGGCCGGACUGGGAAGCCGUCGCAAAGGACCCGAGCAUUUUUGCGUUUCCUAAUCCUGAAUGGAUCCUUGGCCAUGACUGCCGGGAGUAUACCUAUCGGGUCUUCGACACGGUGGUACGGGCUGUCCGUGGUGAAGGCGAGUACAUUCCUAAGAAUAUUCCUUCGGAUGGAGCCUAUCGGAUUGAGGAUACUUACGUCCCCAACUGA